Exserohilum turcica Et28A is the source of this 2066-nucleotide messenger RNA. RefSeq lists its product as uncharacterized. Bases 379 to 1941 code for a protein of 520 amino acids. The record is from RefSeq and is a predicted model, not a curated record. The transcript has 3 exons. NCBI's taxonomy places the organism in Eukaryota, Fungi, Ascomycota, Dothideomycetes, Pleosporales, Pleosporaceae. Gene Ontology annotation, cellular component: endoplasmic reticulum membrane; lipid droplet; mitochondrial outer membrane. Gene Ontology annotation, molecular function: 3-beta-hydroxysteroid 3-dehydrogenase (NADP+) activity. Gene Ontology annotation, biological process: ergosterol biosynthetic process.
CGUGGGUGGCAGGGGACGGUACAGUACGGGCUAUGUUUUUUUUAUGUGAAACUCAAGAAGACGCAGUGCAGGCGGAGCGAAGGUGAGUCGACGUUUGGGCUUGAGUACAAAGGUGUUUUAGUGGAGACAGCGUGGCCCUCUACACCACGUCAGGAGCGGAGGGGAUUCCGAAGCAGCUCCAUGUGCCGGGCCGGGAGGGUCUCAAGAGGAUUCCGAGAUGCAUGGCGACCAAGUGCUUUGCGCAUGGAAGCGGGCGGGUUUGGGCUGUGUCGGCAGCGUGUGAUUGGGCCGACGUGCGGCCCGUGGCUUAGGCGAGCAGCCUUACGGAGAGAAACUGAGGCGCGGCGCGACUCUCCGUAUCGCCCUUGAGCCUCAAACAUGUCUCCUCCACCCGAGAUACCCACUCCUGAAAACGGCUUCCAUGUUCUGGUCACGGGCGCCAACAGCGGCCUCGGCCUCGGCAUCGCGACACGGUUGAUUGACGAAUUCCUUCAGACCCGGCCCCUGGAUCAGUCGCUCAUUCUCACCAUCACCACCCGCGACCAACGCAAGGGCGACGCUACCAUUGACAAGUUGGAGCACCAUCUGCGCAGCACCAUCCAUACCCACGAGCGCAAGCUGCCGGGCAUUGCAUCCAGGCUGCAGAGCCGCGUACACUUUCGCCAGGAGCGACUCGACCUGCUGAGCCUGGUCUCGGUGCAGAAGCUGAGCAAGAAGCUGCGCGACACGACGCCCAAGCUAGACGUCCUCAUCUGCAAUGCUGGCAUCGGCGGGUGGACGGGCAUAGACUGGCCUCGCGCCAUCUGGACCAUCCUGUGCAACUUGAAAAACGCCCUGACCUGGCCCACCUACAAGUUAUCAGGCAUUGGAUGGCUGGCAAAGCCCCAGGUCGCAGGGGAAAAAGGCCUCGACGAACCGCCUCUAGGCGAGGUCUUUUGUGCCAAUGUCUUUGGUCACUACAUGCUCGGCCACUACCUGGCACCGCUGCUGGCAAAGCACCCCAAGAGCCAGCAGACGAGGGGCAGGAUCAUCUGGGUCAGCAGCCUCGAAGCCUACGACCAUGUCUUUAGCGUUGAUGACAUCCAAGGCAUCACGUCGGACAUGCCGUAUGAAUGCUCAAAACGCCUGACGGAUGUGUUGGCCAUUUCGUCGACACUGCCAUGCACAAGAGAGGCCGUGGAUCACUAUCUUGGCGACGUCAAGGACACGGAAGAGACGACCAAGCCGCGGCUGUAUGUCUCGCACCCGGGUAUCUGUGGCACGUCUAUUAUGCCUCUGCCUCUGAUCCUCGAGUACUGCAUGGUGAUUGCGUUUUUCAUUGGGCGUUGGGUGGGCAGCCCGUGGCACACGGUAAGCGUAGCCAAGGGGGCGACGGCCAUGGUUUGGCUGGCACUUGCGAGUCAGAGCACCCUGGAUCACGUCGAGGCCGAGGAGGGCGUGGGCAAAUGGGGGAGCGCAACAAACUUUUGGGGAGAGGAGCGUGUAGAUCGCACCGAGGUGGCGGGGUGGGGAUGGGGAGGCAAGCUGGGGGAGCGCAAGAGAAGAGGCAGGGAUCCGCAUGCCAAAGACCUUUGCAAGCAGAGUCAGGAGCGGUUUUUGGAGACGGGACAGAAGUGUUGGGAGGAAAUGGAGCGACUGCGUGUCGAGUGGGAGGAGCGGCUACAGGCUCGUUGUUUUCACCGCUUUACUUUUUUCUCCCACAAGCUCGAGUGCAACCACCGAGAGGCCCAAAAAUCAAGUUUGACGUCGACUCGCCCUCCCACUCGCACACAAACACACGCACGCACCUCUGUGAGCGAGCGAUCAAUGGACCCAAAGGGCGAUCCGCUCCCGAGCGACUUCCCACCCGUCUUUGCACGCGACACCACCCUUGACGCGCCCUCGCACGCGACUGGCACCUACACUGUGCUUGCACUCGACUCGGCGUUUGCAAUCGCCUAGAAACAUUGUUUCAAGAACAAAGCACCAUUGUGCGGUUGCCCUGCAACGCCGAUCUCUCACUUAUAGUCGCAUCCGCCGCCAGCCCACCGCUCGCGCCGCUACACACCCUAACACUAACCAUGCCC